UUUCAUGAUUGAUCUUUCACUAGCACAAUAUUAUAAACUUUUUUCGUAGCCCCCAUCUAAACCGUGCACUCCCUCAUUUUCUCUUCUGCUUUCAUAUUUCUCUUUCUCAUGGAAAAUUUAGAGGUGUUAACCGCCGACGACGUUGAUGAUAUUCUCCAAAGCUUAUACAAGCAGAUAAACGGAAAGGGGGACAGAAUUUUCCAAGCAAAUGCCAUGACGAACGCUGAACAAAAUUCCGUACUGGAUAUUUUAAACCGUUUCGAUGGAAAGACGUUUGAUUCUGUUCAAUCACAUAAAAUUUUUGAGUUAGGGAGUGUUGUGAGCUGGCUCACCAAGUACAGGUUCCAAGAGGUCAAAGACAAAGCGGUAGAGAUUCUUCAAGAACUCAAAUAUAAUACUCUGAUUUUAAUGAACGCUAACCUCCAGCAAAUCGACGAUUGUGUGAACCACAUGAUUCCUGAGCCGAACGCCGGCGGACAAAUCUUCAUUCCCCUUAACCCGAAUCUGAACAUAGAUCUGAACCCAGACCUGAAAACCAAAUCCGAACUGUAGCUAAAUGCGAACCCGAACCUGUUCCUGAACCCAUGCCCAAACCAAAACCCGUACCUGUUCUUGAACCCAUAUGUGAACCCAGGCUCGAGCCCGAUAUGAUUGGAUAGUUUUCUUUUAAUCACAUUUUACAUUAGAAACAAAGUUGUUCUUUUAUGCAAAGUUAAUAUUUGAUGGAGAUGUCUUCAAAAUUAGUUAAAUGAUUUCCUCCAAUUUUUGUUAAUCUUUCAACUCAACAAGUAACUUUCUUGUGAUGUGAAUGCCUGUGAUUCUGAGAUACCUUUUCCCUGGACAUUUGAGAAAGUUUUGUUUAUGAGUUUGAAGCUUAUUUUCAGGUUUCAUGGAUAGUUUUCUGCAAUCAAGUACCAAUACUCAGUA
Pistacia vera is the source of this 927-nucleotide messenger RNA. RefSeq lists its product as uncharacterized. The coding region runs from base 109 to 552 and encodes 147 amino acids. The record is from RefSeq and is a predicted model, not a curated record. The transcript is spliced from 2 exons. Lineage: Eukaryota; Viridiplantae; Streptophyta; Magnoliopsida; Sapindales; Anacardiaceae.